GACGUGUCAAACUAUCGCCAUUUUCCUGUAAAGAAGGAAACGCCUUAAGGGAAGAAAACGAAUCGAGCAAGUGAGUUUGGGAAGUUUAAUACCGUUUCUGUCCUAGAGUGGUUUUCCCAUCACCAGAAGCCAUGGGGAAUAUGUUUGCAGGGCUCUUUAAAAUGUUUGGGAAGAAGGAGAUGAGGAUACUUAUGGUUGGCUUGGAUGCUGCUGGAAAGACAACAAUUUUGUACAAGCUCAAACUUGGAGAGAUUGUGACAACUAUUCCAACAAUAGGUUUCAAUGUAGAGACAGUUGAGUAUAAGAACAUCAGUUUCACAGUGUGGGAUGUUGGUGGUCAAGAUAAGAUCCGUCCAUUAUGGCGCCAUUAUUUUCAGAACACACAGGGUCUGAUUUUUGUGGUGGAUAGCAAUGACAGAGAGCGAUGUGCUGAGGCUCGGGAAGAGCUCUUGAGGAUGCUGGCAGAAGAUGAACUGCGUGAUGCUGUGCUUUUAGUCUUUGCUAACAAACAGGACCUCCCAAAUGCGAUGAAUGCUGCCGAGUUGACAGACAAGCUGAACCUUCACUCCCUGCGUAACAGAAACUGGUACAUCCAGGCAACCUGUGCCACAACUGGGGACGGUCUCUAUGAAGGACUUGAUUGGCUGUCUAAUCAACUCAAGAACCAUUAAAGGCUAGAGCAUUUUCCAUCCAACCCUUCAUGUUUUCUCUUUUCACCUAAAUAAGACUGAGUCAUCCUUAUACUGGAAACCAUCCCCUGCUAAGCUUUGAUCUCUUAUGCACAGGCCAGUGGUAGGGCUGUUCUAAUCUUGUAAAACUUAUCUCAGUACAUUUUUCUUAUUUUAUGUAAAUGUAAAUAAUCUUGGUAAUAGGGAUCUUAUUGCACUCUUCGACUAUUCUUGGCUGUUGGGUGGCUUUUACUUUGAAAAAGAAAGAGAGGGAAGACAUUUUACUAGAUCGAUUUGGCCCCAUAAACUCAACACAAUCAAAUGACCCUAGUGAUGUACUGUAAGAGGGAUAAUGAGAGGGUUGUUUUGGGGGGUGGGGUGGUGAAUAAACUGAAUUAUACUGAUGCACUACUUGAAUCUGCUGCAGUAAUAUCAAAGAAAUCCUGAAUUAAAAAUGUAGAACACUGGCAUUAAUUAUUUGUACUGACAUCUCUCGUCUGUGAACACUCACCAGCCUUUUGUAUAAACUGAAAUACUGCAAUGGUGGCACACUAUAAUCGUGUCAGGAGAGCACUGGAUGGGUUUUGCUUCUUUUUUUUCUAUUCAAAAGUCUCAGGUUAAUCAUAGGUAGCUUUUGGUGUACUUGCCAAGUCGUUCUGAGCAAGCAUGUCUACUGGGUGUUAACACCAUUACCCAUAGGUGAAACAGCUAACUGAGUACUUAUUCCCCUAAUUUUAUAAUCAUUUCAUUGUGAGAGUACUGUGUGAAAUAUACUGAGCUGUUUGGUGCCAUAGGGUAAGGUUCUAGGCAGCUGAUAUGCAUGCUUUGCUCCAUGUGGGGGAAAUAGCAUUUUGAAAGCAAUACCAAAAUCCGUUGCAUCAAA
Cyprinodon tularosa is the source of this 1551-nucleotide messenger RNA. RefSeq names its product ADP-ribosylation factor 1 (gene arf1). The transcript is spliced from 5 exons. NCBI's taxonomy places the organism in Eukaryota, Metazoa, Chordata, Actinopteri, Cyprinodontiformes, Cyprinodontidae. Gene Ontology annotation, molecular function: GTP binding; GTPase activity. The record is from RefSeq and is a predicted model, not a curated record. Gene Ontology annotation, cellular component: cytoplasm; plasma membrane. The coding region runs from base 132 to 671 and encodes 179 amino acids. Gene Ontology annotation, biological process: intracellular protein transport; vesicle-mediated transport.